This is a messenger RNA of Folsomia candida, 5813 nucleotides long. RefSeq lists its product as uncharacterized. Lineage: Eukaryota; Metazoa; Arthropoda; Collembola; Entomobryomorpha; Isotomidae. The record is from RefSeq and is a predicted model, not a curated record. The coding region runs from base 1149 to 4691 and encodes 1180 amino acids. The transcript is spliced from 14 exons.
ACCAAACCGGGUCGGAUCUGUUCUGCUAACGCAAAAACUGACAUACAAAUCCAAACUUAUUCAUUUCCUAGAUUUUCGUCAUCUUGAUUUUUUGUCAUAUUGUUAACAAAAUCCUCAUUUUCUCAUCGUAUUCUUUUACAACAAUCCAACUACACAAUUUGUGCCGUAAUUUUCUCUCAAUCUAAAAAAAAGAUUUAGUUUCAGCCUGAAAACUGGGGUGGUCUGAGUACAAGUGGUGAAAGUGAGUGAAAGUGAGACGGACAAAUUAACCAAGUUGGUUUCGACUCUUGAAUUUUGAUAUUGAAUAAAUGGAAUUAUUUCCCACAAAUCAACAUCAAGGUUCGAUUUCCUCGCGUGACAUACUUCAAUCCGUCUUUGCGAAAUUUGAGACAAGUGAGACGAGGCGGUGCAGCAUACCAUCGCUGCGUUACACAUACGUCGACGACCUACUGGGGAUUGCGAACCUUUAUUUAUUGAAAGUGGCUGUAGCAUAGUUUGAAUUUCAAGACUUAUUUCCAGCUCUAAACAAACACUGCGAAGAGAAAGUGUUGUUGUUACGAGUACACGUUUAUUCGCAAUUUUCCUCUAAUUACACCGUUCGGACCCUAUUUCGCUGACUAGUUACAUCGUCACCCAUCGUCCAGAGGAGUACAUUAUUUACGAACUGUACACUUUCCUUGGCUUGGACUUGGUUCUUCCGAUCGUCUAAAACACAAUCGUGAAGCAGUUUGUCAAUUGGGAAGCAUAAAAUUGAUCACUACUCCAACACCUUUAACCCAGGACAAGCGUGGUGUCCAACUUUCUCCACGUCGCACAACCACCAUCACCACCACGGCUUCAUCAGAACGUACGAAAUAAUUCAGGGGGAAUUAACUACCACUACAACUACUGCUACUCUCUUUGGAAGAACAAGCAACUCCUCGACUGCUGCUUCUGCUUCUUGUUGGCCAGAUUCUAAACUGGGAAUCGAGAGCAGUAGUGAAGUCAGCCUAUUGCCAUAACCAUAACCCGAAGCUAUUAAACUAUUAGUGCAACAGGAGAGUUGGUUAACGUCCUCCCAUCCUUAUCUGCAAUCUCCAGAGCGUGAGGGAAAAGUAACCCGAAGUUAAGCUGAGAAAAAGCCAUUUAGAUAAUCUUGGGGAAACCAAAUGGCUUUUGAAUCUGAGGAUAAAAUGGAGAAAAGUGUCCUCGCCAUCUUGCUUCUAUGCCUCCCAGGACUGCUGAGUGCGAGUUGCAGCAACCCACAGCCACCACAAUAUCUCGUGGAUCCGCAGUUUUUCAACCCAGACGCUGCAUUUCCCUCAAGUCCGCACGACUCUUUCGACUCAUCGAAUAAUAAUCUCAAUCCGGAUAUUGAUUCCAAGGGCGAUGAGUGCAAAAACGGGUGGUGCGGCGAGGACGGUAACUGCAUCUGUAACCCGUGCUGGAGCGGUCCGACGUGUCAAGAAUAUGUCGACAGAUUUGCUCCCCGGUUUUUGGCAGAAGAGCCAUUUUUCAUUGUGGAAGCAUCUUCGCCUGCUUCCAAUGGAGGUUCAAACUCUGGAGGAAGUGGCUACUCUACGUUCCUUGACCCAGCAUUUGACCCUGUUUACCCACAAUUCGCCUACUCGUCCUCAUCCUCAUCCUCAGCAGAUUUCGUGGACCCUGCCCCCUCACCUUCUCUCCCCCCUACAAACUCCUGGACGAAGGGGGGCAGCACCACAGCCGCCACCACCAGCACGCAGCACUACCAACCCCAAUUCUACCCACAGUUCCACAGCCACCAGAACCCAUUGCCCCUCUUCAGGAUAGAGUCAGCAGACGAUGAUCUGGGCCUUACAUGCCAGUUGGGCCAAAUCGGUCCAGCUGCCACUUGCCCGUGUGCAACCCCUCGCUACAAGGUGGUCGGAGCAACGACCACCUUCCCCGAAAAAUCUUUGGACCAUCCACCCUCGUUUGAGGAUGGGCUGGCAGAUGAGGAUGCAGCAGGGGCCAAAGGUAGUGGCGGUGGUGGGAAAGGAGACGACUCGUCGCCGUUGACGACAAGCAAGGAAUGUCGAAAUCAGAGUCACAACCACCCUGGCAACAAUCUCUUUUGGGCGGAUGAGGAGACUGGAGAUGUUUUUCUACGCCAAGGCUUCAAACUGCAGCCAAGCAAACACUACUUUAUCACUCUUCAAGUUUCUGCUCUGCCCGUGAACAGCAGUGGAUACAAGCCCUGGAAGGACGAAGUGGUCGCGACUCUCUUUGUGAGACCCCCUUCCUCCAUGGAGGACGGUCUUCUUGAUGGAAUUAACAACAUGCUCCUCGAACCGACCUUGUUUUCCGCGACUACGACCACUCCAGCUACACCGUCGUCUGAAACAGAGACGCAACACUCUUCCUCUUCACGUCACCAGGCUGGAGGAGGGGGUCUCGGGCAGCUAAUGGUUCAAAAUGAGUUAAAAUCGGAGGACGCAUCGCCAUUCUCGUCCGGAUACUUGUUCUCAAAAUCUUCAACGGAAGUUUACUCUGAAUCCAAUUCCAAAGAAGGAAACGAACAAGUUCUCUUUCAAGAAGAGGACAACAAAGAGAUCUCUCUCCUUGGACAACGAGACAGUUCUAAAUCAAAACAAACUUUACGACGGAUUAAUAUUAGAAACUCCAAGACCAAACUCCCAUACGCGCUCAGGGGUGACAGACCUCAUUAUAAGUUUGGCGAUUAUCAGAAAAAACAUCAUAAGGGCAACAAGGAUGGUGGGAGAAGUCGUGAUGAUGAUCCGGACAGUGACAAGGAUGACGUUAAUAUGGCUGGUCAAAAGGAUCAGCCCCCUUCUAAUGAUGAUGAUGAUGACGACGACGAUGAUGAUGAGAGUGCAGAGGAAGUGGUUCGACGUUCUCCUCAACCCGCGAUGCCACCAGCUUUUUUCGGAGAGGAAACAUUUCUUCAUCGUUGGAAACGCCAGACAUUGCUAACGGUCCCGGAAGACUUUCAACUCACUUUGUCCCGGGUUUCUGAUACUUUCACCAGUGGAAAGAUGGGUCUCGGCGACAAAAUUAAAAUGCAACUGGUUAUCCAAGUUCCAUCUUCUGUGAACUCAGUCGACUUUGAUGUCGAGAUCCUGAGCACGAAGGAAGUUCCCAGAUUUGCCAUCCUUUCAGCACAUGUCAGCUCUAUUGGGUCGGACAUCUCCUUUGACAAAGAUCACACAAACUUGGCUCCGAUCCUUAAGCCUUCUAAGAACGUCUCCUUGUACGACAGUGCACUCUGGCACUGGAAGGGAGUGAGUCGUGAGGGAAAAAAUGAGCAUCAGAGUAACAACAAAGGGAUCACAAUAGACUUUGACAUAGUUCCUGUUGGUGGUGCGAGUUAUUCAAAUGUGUCACGUCGGGCUCCUUUAUUACAACUUUCAUCAUUACCAACCUCAUCAUCAUUAUCAAAGGGUGGUAGCAGGAGCAGCAGUCGCUACCAGGGUCACAACCAACGGACAAAUGUCAGCCCAUUAGGAAAAAUGACAAAAGAUUUUAAUACGUACCUGCUCCCCAUCCGCGCCCAUCUCACAUUCCCGCCUCCGCCUCCUCCCAAAAAUGGAGAAGCACCCCAUCAGCAGCCCUAUCAAUCAAACACUGCCGAGAAAAUCUCACAGCAGCGUCUUUUCACCCUUUUCGUCAACUCUUCUGCCUCGGCUGACACUCUCCCAAAUGGAUCCGCUUCCGGACAUUGGGCUGACAAGAAUUUGAAUAUGGUGACAACGACGGGAAAUCGCCUCCUAAAUCGAGUUCACGGAGUUCGAGUGGGUGUGGAAGGGCCGCGAGAAAUUCCUCAAGGGGAGUGGAAGUCAUACACUGUCAAAGUGUACCUACAUCAACCCACUCAGUUCAAACUCACCAUUGAGCAGGUGGAAGGGAACGAAAUUGCUGACCAGGACUCCAUAUCUGUGGGAGACAUCCGCUUGGUGAAAAUGGGCAAAAACAUUGCGAGCUGUAACCAACUGUCAGAGAAAGUGGGAUUUCGUGUGUUCUGCAAAAAGUUGUCCGGAGGCAGGAAGGGAGAUCUGUGCACCAUCGAGUCCCCUUCGCUCAACCUGUGUCCUCUAAAUUUACACCAUCGGUCAGACCGGAAUUUCUCAAACGCAGAAGAGGACGACGAGCUCUUGGCACCCGCGUCUUCGAAGGAAGAUGACAAUGACAACAGCGCAAAGGAGGACGACAGUGAGGAAAAUGCUCUCGUAUUCCAGGGCAUAAUUUACGGACUUCCAGGAGCUGCUCCAGGAUCCCAAUUUGUCCUCCGAGCCAAAGUCCAAGCUCAGUUAAACCCUUCACCAACAAUGCCCGCCACAGUUUACCAAGAGGAAAAAACAUUGUCCGGAAAAAUCGUACAAAGACGGAUCGAGUCAAAGGCAAAGGGUUCGAAGACAGCGGCGUCGAAGGAGAAAAAUGAUUUCCACACGGGAAAAAAUCGCAUUUCCAUAAUGCCACACGAGAACGAGAACGGUGGUGGUCACACGGCGACGGGGGAGAAGUUUAUUGGAAAUAAAAGAAUGAAAGAUCCCACCACGGCCACCUCCAGAUCACGGAGGAGCAUUUUUAACUCUCAAUUUCUCACAAGUAGUUCGGCAGCAGCAACGACUUCUUCGCAGAAGAAACCAAAGAGACAAAGUGCCACGGGAAGUGUUAAGUCGCAUCAUCGGAGGUUGCAGAAUUUGAGGAGAUUCGAUGGGAAACAAGUGUAAGUUUAGAACGAUAUAUGUAGAGACAGACUGCUUGUUGGGGAAAUGCGGAUUUGUAUGUAUACAACUGGGCAAGGAAACGAUACAUGAAAACAUAAAUACAUAUAAUGAGAAGGUUGUCUCUCUUUCUUGGUAAUGGGAUUCCCAACGACAACAACUAUGGUAAGAUUUGAGAAGUCGGAGAAAUUUCAUAUUUUUGAGGUCGCCGUAAACUUUCUAUUGGGUACGGCGUAUUAUGUAUAUAUGUGUAACGAUAUUUGUAAAUAUGUAUGGUUAACAAUUUCAUGAUGAAAUGAAAUAUUUAGUAAUGACUUUGAAUUCCUUUCACUAUGUAGCAAUUGUAAAAUUUAGUAUAAGAAGAUGUAUGUAGUAUUGAGUUGUAAGAUUUUGAAAUAUUUUCGUUUGUGAUUAAGUCGUAGAUACUUUUCUGAAUUCGUUCAUUCCUUAAAUAAGAUAUACGAAAAACUUUUGUAGUAAUAUAUUUACUGCUGCCCUGGAGCACCCCUUCCUCCUUCGACAUCUACUCUGUUGUAUCUAUCUCAUACAUGUAACUAUAUAAUAAGAGUAAAACUUGAUAAGCUAUAUAAAUACUACAUACAUAACGUACAUACUCAUGUAUUCACACAAAAUGUAUAUCAUAUUUCUAUACAGCUACAUAAAUAUGUUUGAUCAAUUAAUCAACAUUAAUCGUAUUCUACAUUCAAACGCGAUAAGCCUCUUUCUACAGCUUAUCGAGCUACGAACUUAAUUUGAAUUUAAGAAACAAAAAAUAUUAAAAAUGGUGUGACAAGUUAUCGUAUAAUUUUCUGGAUAUAUAAAUCAAUAGUCGUUCUGCAUAUGAUCAAUCACAACCUUUCCUACAAGUAACUGUAGACCUUGACCCCUUUACAUACAUUCUGCAGUUGCUGCUGUCUCAAGCUAAUGACCGCAGAUGAAUUAAUUCCCCACCAUCAUGCAAGUAAUUAAUUUACCAGAUAUGUAAUAAAAAUAUAUACACCAACCAUCAAGUAAUUUAUGUAACCUUUAAAAUAACUGUAACGAUAACUUACACAGAAUAAUAAUUUAAGUGAAUUUUAAUUUGAGAAAUUUGUGAAAGUUGAAAAUAAAUAAAUAUUUAAAAAUUGA